CCAUUCACCUUGAAAGAAAGCUCCCAGCCAGCCCGUCUCCCGCGCCGCAUCAAACCCAGAGCCCGACUGUACCACCCCCCCAAGCCCGGGAGGGAGGAGUCUGUUUUCCUCCCGCAGAACUCAGUGUAUAACACUCAGCAGCCAGCCACAAUGUGUGUCAGAGGACUGUCUGUGCUCCCAAAGUAGAUGACUGCUCCAAAUCUGGUGUCUGUAUUACUGACUGCGAGAUACGAGAAAAAUUGGUUCGCACAUUAUCAUCCCAAGUCAGGACGAGGUUUGUCGAUUGUGGGAUAGAAUGCCGGCGAUCAUAAGUAAAAACUCCGAUUUGGAGUUUGACUCCUUACAACCGUGUUUCUACCCGGAUGAGGACGACUUCUACUUCUGUGGUCCCGACUCUGCGCCACCGGGGGAGGACAUCUGGAAGAAAUUCGAGUUGUUGCCCACUCCGCCCCUCUCUCCGAGCCGCGCCGCGCUACCGGGGGAGCCGGCGACUGCCUCCCCGGACGUGGACCCUCUCGGUUUCGGCUUGGGGGACCCACUGGACUGGGCUUCCGAGUUGCUGCUCCUGCCCGAGGACGAUAUAUGGGGAGCAUCCGACGAUGUGGACCUGUUCGGCUCCGCUUUGGAUACUAACCCCAACAGCAUCAUUAUCCAGGACUGUAUGUGGAGUGGCUUCUCCGCCAGGGAAAAGCUGGAACGGGUUGUUACGGAGAAACUCGGCAAGGCUAUUUCCACGGCCGCGGCGAGCGGCAGGAACGUGUCCGCCAAGGCGCCGGAGGUGGUGAGCCGCAGCUCCAUGUCAGAGUGCGUGGACCCCGCGGUAGUGUUCCCCUUCCCGGUCAACAAGAAGAACGGCAGCAGGGACUCAUCUGGGACCGUUAACACAUCCACGGUGCACGGGAGCGCGCCCAGUGACUCCGAGGAGGAAGAUGACGAUGAAGAAGAAGAGGAGGAAGAUGAAGAAGAAGAGGAGGAAGAAGAGGAGGACGACGAGGAGGAGGAAGAGGAGGACGAGGAGGAGAUUGACGUGGUCACGGUAGAGAAGAGGCGCUCCACAAUCAGCAAGGCGUCCCCCAUGGCCACAGGCACCGUCACCAUCUCCGUACAUCCCAAGAGCCAAGACGCAAGAGGACAUGUCUCAGGGUCCGGCGUGGUGAGUCGGUUCGUCAGCCGAGCCCCUCAGGAGCUGAUCCUGAAGAGGAGCUCGGUCCACCAGCAGCAACACAACUACGCAGCCCCGUCGCCGUACGCCUCGGACGACGAUCCCACCCCGCCUCCAAAGAAGCAGAAGACGUCAGAUGCCCCCCGCCCCCCCAUCAGGACCAUCUCCUCGUCCUCCUCCUCCUCGUCCUGCAGCUCCGUCACCAGCACGUCAGGGCCGCGCAGCAAGCGCAGCACCAGCGGGGACAGCAGCCCACGCGGCAGCUCCGACUCGGAGGACAGCGAGCGCCGACGCAACCACAACAUCCUGGAGCGCCAGCGCCGCAACGACCUGCGCUCCAGCUUCCUGACGCUGCGCGACCACGUGCCGGAGCUGGCGCACAACGAGAAGGCGGCGAAGGUGCUGAUCCUGAAGAAGGCCACCGAGUACGUGAGUUCGUUAGAGACGGAGGAGAUGAGGCUCCAGCAGGAGAAGGACAGGCUGCAGGCCCGCAGGCAACAGCUGAUGCGCAGGCUGGAGCAGGCCAGGACUCGCUAACAGACAACCGCUACAACACAGAAACACUCACAUAUACCCUGGAUGACCUCCCCCCCACUACACACACUCAGUCUGAAUCACAAUUCGAUGCGAACACAGGCCUCUACACUCACGCACAGGCCUGCAUAUCUGCUUAAACAUCUUAGAGGACGUUCAUCUGCAGAUGCCGACACACAAACACACCUGGAGGGGACGACGGCGGUGGCGGGGGGGAGGCUGUCGCCGGAGGGACGCUCGGACUUUCACUGCCGCCACUUUUUUUGCACAUUUGUUGACGUUAAGAAUGUUUAGGGUUUACUUUUUCAAUCCAGUCACAUUGAGGAAAAAGAUGAAAAGAGCGAGGAAGGAGAGAGGACACACUUUUUUUUUUUGGUCUUCCCUUCCU
Messenger RNA from Stegastes partitus (bicolor damselfish), 2084 nucleotides. RefSeq names its product MYCN proto-oncogene, bHLH transcription factor (gene mycn). Bases 296 to 1699 code for a protein of 467 amino acids. Gene Ontology annotation, biological process: regulation of DNA-templated transcription. NCBI's taxonomy places the organism in Eukaryota, Metazoa, Chordata, Actinopteri, Pomacentridae. The record is from RefSeq and is a predicted model, not a curated record. The transcript has 3 exons. Gene Ontology annotation, molecular function: DNA-binding transcription factor activity; protein dimerization activity.